This is a messenger RNA of Biomphalaria glabrata, 1492 nucleotides long. RefSeq lists its product as uncharacterized. The coding region runs from base 377 to 1492 and encodes 371 amino acids. The record is from RefSeq and is a predicted model, not a curated record. NCBI's taxonomy places the organism in Eukaryota, Metazoa, Mollusca, Gastropoda, Planorbidae. The transcript is spliced from 2 exons.
GGAAUAGACCAGCUGACGUAAAGGAAUAGACCAGCUGACGUAAAGGAAUAGACCAACUGAUGGCAUAGCAAGGCAAAUAGAAAUACUAUAGGAAAUAGAAACUUAAAAACGAAAUAGAAAAUAAUUUUUUGUAAUGAGAAACAAACAGGUUGAAGAGAAAAGAAAAAAAAAAAAGGACUUUCCUGCAAUGAUGAAUCACUGUUGUAAAAGAUAAAUUCAAAGAAUUGGAAAUUCCCGGUGAGAAUUGAAAUCUAGGUAAACGUGGCAGACGUGAAGUACAUGAUUGAAGGGAUGCGAUAGUUGAUCAUUCUUUGAAAGUGUUAAAAUACUUUUUAAAUUACAAAAAGAGGCGCAUAAAGAUCCAGUCGGUCCAAGAAUGACAGAAACUACUCCACCUAAAAGACACCGCCUUGAAAAAUCUUCCUAUCUACCGAUACCUCAAUUUCUUGAAUAUGGUUGGUCUCACGUGAUAAACGUAAGAAAUGAGAGUGACGAGCAAUGUUUCAAGUGGAGUAUACUCGCUGCCUUGCAUCCAGUGGAGGGCAAACUCGCAGAGGAAGUUUCUAGUUACGAACGUUUCCAAGACGAACUUAAGUUUAGUGAUUUAGAAUUUCCCAUAAAACUUCAAGACAUUCCGAGAUUUGAACAACAAAACGAUAUUUCUGUGAAUGUGUUCUCUUACAUUAAAGCUAAAACAGCUUUUGGUAGACAGUUCUAUGAAACAUCCCCAGUGCAUUUAAGUCAGCUCAAUAACAAAAGGCCGAUAGAUCUCUUAUAUGUUUAUGAAGAGAGGAACUUCCACUACUGCUGGAUCAAAGAUUUAAGUAAAUGGUUAAAUAAAAAAGAUGUGUGUUGUCGUUACUGCCUGAAUACAUUUCAAGAAAAUGACAUAGAAGAACAUACACGUUUGUGUAAGCCACACGGUCCACAACGUGUAAAUAUUCCUUACCCGGAAAAAAAUAUUUUAAAUCACAAUGCAAAAGAUACUAAAGUACAAUGUAUAAUUUAUGCAGAUUUUGAAUGUUUUCUUGAGCCAGUUGAGGUUGAAAACAAAGAAAUGUUAGAAAAUGAGAAGACAGUUAUUAAUAUUCACAAGCCCAGUGGUUUCGCCUAUAAAGUUGUUAGCACUAAAGCGGAACUCAAUACGGACAUUCAAGUUUAUUCAGGUGAGGACGCUGCUAAAAAGUUCAUUGAUGAAUUACUAGAAUUAGAAAAUUCUAUAAAAAAGAAAUUAAACCUUAAAAACAAAAUAGACAUGAUUCCAGUUGUGUUUCAUAAUUUAAGUAGAUAUGAUAGUCAUAUCAUAAUACAAGAAUUUCAAAAGCUGAAAGAUGAAGAUAUUGAAUGUUUACCUUUAAAUGUGCAAGAAUUUAUUUCCUUCUCUAUAAGCUCUUUAAGAUUUAUCGAUUCCUAUCGAUUUCUUAACAAAUCUCUUCCAAGUCUUGUUGCCAGUCUAGUUGAUUCUUCCAAGUCUUGUUGCCAGUCUAGUUGA